GUGCCAGGCAUAGAAGAAGACACUUAUAUACAAAUACCUCCAGGAACGGGUUCACAUACGAGAAUGCGUCUAACUGGGAAGGGAAUAAAAAGAUUGAAUUACGCUGGACGUGGGGAUCAGUUCAUAAAUAUUAGAGUAAAAGUACCAAAGUAUAUAACGGACAAGCAAAAAGCAUUGAUACAGGCUUGGGCUGAGUUAGAAACUGAUACCCCGGGUACAAUACGGGGAAUCAAAGAUACUGUUGAAGAUAAAGGAAAGGUUAAACCUGAAGAUGGGGCGACAGUAGUGGAUAAUGGAAGAAAGAGAAGUCAAGACGGAAAGGCAGAAAAAGACGGCGAAAAAACAUUUUUUAACCGGCUGAAAGCGAGAAUUUUUGGUCGAAAAGUAGCUGAUGAUGAAACUGGUUACAGUUCAAAGAUAAGAGAAAUUUUGAAAGAUAAGCAAUCCCAUUCUAGCACUUAG
Messenger RNA from Thelazia callipaeda (thelaziosis nematode), 462 nucleotides. Lineage: Eukaryota; Metazoa; Nematoda; Chromadorea; Rhabditida; Thelaziidae. The record is from the annotation of a GenBank genome assembly.